Molecule: messenger RNA, 2013 nt
Organism: Eubalaena glacialis (North Atlantic right whale)
Lineage: Eukaryota; Metazoa; Chordata; Mammalia; Artiodactyla; Balaenidae
Gene: IPMK
Product: inositol polyphosphate multikinase
Exons: 6
Coding region: 305-1555 (416 amino acids)
Biological process (GO): inositol phosphate biosynthetic process
Cellular component (GO): cytoplasm; nucleus
Molecular function (GO): inositol-1,4,5-trisphosphate 3-kinase activity; inositol tetrakisphosphate kinase activity
Source: RefSeq, a predicted model, not a curated record
CACCGCCGCCGCCGCUCAUCCGCUGGGGUCAGUCUCCUGGGCUGCGCCCGGGUCGGCGGCCGCGGCGGCUGAGCAGCGAGAGCCGGGAGCCGAGAGACGCGCUCCGCCGAGAGUUGGGCAGGGCAGAGCCCGCGCCUUCGCGGCGUCAUGGGCCCCCUCCUCGGGCCACAGAGGGCACCAGCCGCAGGAACCCCCGGGCCUCCUCGCGGCCGAGCCUGAGCGACCCCCGGGUUCUCCGGCGUCCCCUCCCUCCGCCUUAUUUUCUUUACUGCUCUCGCUGCUGCUGCCGCUUCAGCUCUCCGUUAUGGCAACGGAGCCGCCAUCCCCUCUCCGGCUUGAGGCGCCCGGCCCCCCAGAAAUGCGGACCCCACCGGCAGGCGAGACCGCCCGCGAGGGCACCCCGAAGCCGGCGGGCGGCAGGCUCCGCUUCCUCAACGGCUGCGUGCCCCUCUCGCAUCAGGUGGCCGGGCACAUGUACGGGAAGGACAAAGUGGGUAUACUGCAACAUCCAGAUGGCACAGUUCUGAAACAGUUGCAGCCACCUCCAAGGGGUCCAAGAGAGCUGGAAUUCUAUAAUAUGGUUUAUGCUGCUGAUUGUACUGAUGGUGUUCUUUUAGAGCUACGAAAAUAUUUGCCAAAAUAUUACGGUAUCUGGUCACCUCCCACUGCACCAAAUGAUUUAUACCUAAAACUGGAAGAUGUGACCCAUAAAUUUAAUAAGCCCUGUAUAAUGGAUGUAAAGAUAGGGCGGAAAAGCUAUGAUCCUUUUGCUUCAUCUGAGAAGAUUCAGCAACAGGUCAGCAAGUACCCAUUAAUGGAAGAGAUUGGGUUCUUGGUGCUUGGCAUGAGGGUUUAUCAUGUUCAUUCUGAUAGCUAUGAGACACAAAACCAGCACUAUGGAAGAAGCUUAACAAAAGAAACUCUAAAGGAUGGAGUCUCCCGUUUUUUUCAUAAUGGAUUCUGCUUAAGAAAAGAUGCUAUUGCUGCCAGUAUUCAGAAGAUUGAGAAUAUUCUGCAGUGGUUUGAAAGCCAGAAGCAGCUUAACUUUUAUGCAAGUUCAUUAUUGUUUGUUUAUGAAGGUUCAUCUCAGCCAACUACUGCAAAAUUGAAUGACAGAACUUUAGCAGAAAAGUUUUUGUCCAAAGGACAGCUCUCAGACACAGAUGUACUAGAGUACAAUAAUAACUUUCAUGUGUUAAGUUCCACAGCGAAUGGAAAAAUAGAGGCUUCAGUGGGCAAAAGCUUGUCCAAAAUGUAUGCUCGUCACAGAAAAAUGUAUUCAAAAAAGCAUCACAGUCAGACUUCGUUGAAAGUUGAAAAUAUAGAGCAAGACAAUGGGUGGAAAAGCAUGUCACAGGAACAUUUAAAUGGAAAUGUACUUUCCCAACUGGAAAAAGUCUUCUACCAUCUUCCCACUGGUUGUCAAGAGAUUGCGGAAGUAGAAGUGCGAAUGAUAGACUUUGCUCAUGUGUUCCCUAGCAACACAGUAGAUGAGGGAUAUGUUUAUGGGCUGAAGCAUUUAAUUACUGUACUGCAGAGUAUUUUAGACAAUUGAAUCCUUUGCUGCAAUCUUUUAAAGGGGUGGGGCACUCAUAAUGAAGAGCAGCAGUUAAUAACUCUGCACUUGUAAUGCUGUGUAAAAAAUUUGUAUUGUGAGUCUACAUUUUAUUUGUCUUUAUACUUUUGGUAGAAGGGUUAACUUUUUUAUAAUCUUACUCAGGAAAACUAAUUAUUUGUUCUUUAGAAAACUAUAAAGAAUAAAGAAACUUAGGAAUGUUAAGCAGGGAAUGUGGUGGUACGUGGCUUAAAGAUCUAUUUGGCUUAAGCAAAAUGCAAACCAUUAUUCAGUCAUUACGAGUUUAGUUAGCUUUCUGUAGCCAAUUUAUUGUGAAAUCUCUGUCCACCCGCCCUUGACAAUGAGCCAUAUCUAAACUCAUUACAUUAUUAGAACACUUUCAAAAAUCUAGAAAGCACAGGUUGAUAUCCUUAGUAUUGCUACGUAUGAAGUUAUUA